UUUCCAGUUAUACGUCAGAGAAAUAAUUCCGCUAGAAAAAUAGAAUCAAGAAAGGGUGGAAUGGCAACAAUGAUUGAAGAAAAUGGUCCAUCAACUCAUAGAGAAGAUUGAACAAGAUCUGCUAGUUUUGCCGAAAAUCUGUCAAUUUCGCCCUCGUGCUAGAAGCCACAGCCGCAAUUUUGGAAUGGCAAUGUCAGCCAAUCAGCUCCUUUGUUCAACACCACGUUCCAUUCCAUAAUGGCUGCCAGUGCUGUGGCUACCGCUAUCUAGCAUGUGGACGAAAAUCAGCAAAUCGUUAGAUCUUCUCGGUGUAACAGUUGGGAUAGUGGGACAAUUUGAAGUACAACACAUUUCUCAUCCCUGGAUUGAGGGGCAGAGUGAACUGUCAUCCUCUUCUUCCAGAGUGCGUCAGAAGCUGGAGAGCCUGCUGAACAAGAACAUGAGAAUCAGAAUGACAGACGGACGGACGCUGGUGGGACUGUUCUUGUGCACAGAUAGAGACUGCAACGUCAUCCUGGGGUCCGCUCAGGAGUUCCUCAAAUCCUCAGACUCCUUCUCCCAGGGUGAGCCCAGAGUGCUGGGUUUAGCCAUGAUUCCCGGCCACCACGUGGUCUCCAUCGAGGUGGAGUCAGACACCCUGGCCGACACACAGGGGUUCGGGGGCAGCCACUGAAGAACAAGCUGAGCUCACCCAAAGUCGGAGGACACGGUCCUAGAAAAGGCUACAGUACAGACUUGAAAUGGGAGAAUUCAAUCAAAGGAAUUCCAGAUGUGGCUGAUCUCUGGUGCCAGUGUCGUGGGUUUACCAGUCAGAGCCAAGAUAGGUGCGAAAUGUAACCAAGCAUCCCCAGUGACAUUAGUGUCUGUGAAGUUAAUACGGAGUAUAAAAGUUAUUUGCGCAAUAAGGGGCAUGGGACUGAGCCAGACGGUACAGUAUAUGUCUGUGUGAUAAAUGAUUUUCAAUAGAUUUCAGUAUUUAAACCUGUGUCUGAUCUGUCAAUGAGGAACGAUGCAGACGUUCCUUAUAUACUGGUAGUGCAGCAGUUACAUGUAGUUCAGAGCAUAUGAAUAGCUAAAGUGAAUUACCUACUUGACUUAAAACCCUUGGCUCCUAUUAGGAGCAUAAGUUCUUGGCAAAUGUCCUCCAUCUCACUCAUCAGGGCAAGUCUUUCCAGGUCACACCAUUUGAGGCCAUCAGUUAGCUGUUCAAGUCAAAUUUGAUUGGUCACAUAUACAUAUUUAGCAGAUGUUAUUGUGGGUGUAGCGACAGUAUCUAAUAAUUCACAACAAUGCUCACAUCUAAAAG
This is a messenger RNA of Oncorhynchus mykiss (rainbow trout), 1306 nucleotides long. Its product is annotated as N-alpha-acetyltransferase 38, NatC auxiliary subunit. NCBI's taxonomy places the organism in Eukaryota, Metazoa, Chordata, Actinopteri, Salmoniformes, Salmonidae. The record is from RefSeq and is a predicted model, not a curated record. Gene Ontology annotation, molecular function: RNA binding. Gene Ontology annotation, cellular component: NatC complex.